This is a messenger RNA of Cladocopium goreaui, 783 nucleotides long. The record is from the annotation of a GenBank genome assembly. NCBI's taxonomy places the organism in Eukaryota, Dinophyceae, Suessiales, Symbiodiniaceae.
AUGAGAUCCAACAACUUCGCCUUUGACUUGGCUUUUCAGCGCGACAGCCGUCCAACAGAGGUGGCAGACAGAGGUGGUCAACGAUUGUGCCUGACCUUCGAGGAUGGUGAUUUCGAGUUGGAGUCCAAGGGCAUCCCUGGGCGGAGGUUGCGGCACCUGGCCGAGGAUUGCGGCCUGGAGAUCGAAGGCCUUGAGGAGGCAUCGUUGCUGCUGUUGCGCUUUGAAUGUGCCAUUCGUUCCUUGCCCUUUGCCGUUUUGCUGGAUCGGCAAGAACUCUCCACCUGUUUGUUGGCGGUGGCGCUUUGGGAUGUGUUGCCUCAUUCGGAGUUACGACGAGAACUGCGCCACUGGGGGCUUGCCAACGGAGGGACCCAGAAGACAGGUCAGACGACCCAACUGGUGGAUGCCUUAUGGACCUCGCUGGCCGAGGCACGGCGUGUUCCAGUUCGGCGCUUUGCACCACACGUGGGUUUGGCUUUGGUUGGAAAGGCCGUACGUUUGGAGGCGUCUUGCAGCCAACUGGUUGAGGGCGAAUAUCGCAGAACCAUGAGGCGCCUGGGCUUACCGGCAGAUGCACCGCCGCAGUCUCACAUCCAGUGCAUCAUGCUGGCGCUGGUUCUGGAGGAAGCCAGCAUGAUGCAGCUCAAGGAAGAAUGUCGCUUUCUGAAGCUGGAGGCUGCCCCGGAGCAACAGGCCGGCACUUCAACAACACCUCUUCGUGGAAACCCUUUGCCGGCAACGUUGGGAGGACGAAGGGCUUUCGGUCAGUCGCCUGGGCUAUGA